Molecule: messenger RNA, 4532 nt
Organism: Poecilia reticulata (guppy)
Lineage: Eukaryota; Metazoa; Chordata; Actinopteri; Cyprinodontiformes; Poeciliidae
Source: RefSeq, a predicted model, not a curated record
UAUAUAUGGCAGCAAUGUUUCCCUCACUCGAGUCACCAGCACGGAUAUUUGUGUUGUCUCUGUCGCGCCAGCACAGACCUCUGGUUGGCCGCUCGUAGGACCGGAGAUAAAGGUAAAGAGCUUGCGUGUCUGCAAAAGAAAGUCAGAUUUAAAACCUCGGCAUCAACAUUAAUGAGUGUAUCCUACUGACGAACUGUCUCUGAUAAGGUUUGCUUUUAACGCAUAAGAAGGAGCCAUAAAUUUUGCAUUAGUGAACAUUAGCUGAGGAUCAACAGGGUCGUGAUUAGCCGCGUGAUCAUAAAGCUGCAGAUCACGUGUGUGGACGCUGUUAUUUAGUUAAGCAUUACCCCUUGUCUGUCUGGAAAUGGUAUCUCAGCUGGAGAGAUCCGGCCCGAGCGCGGAUUCGGUCACAGGUACUUUGACCAUCCGUGCUGGCCGCCUUCCUGUUCGCCCGCUUUCUGCCUGUUGAAGUGAAUGCCAGGAGGGAUUAGGUGAUCUGAAAUCCCAUGAUGGGAGACGAGAAGGUAAAUGCUACCUCUCAGUGAGCAGCUCCACGGCCCGCCGCAUACAUGAGCCAUAAAAGCUCCUUUGUCCUCCACUAAAAGAAAAAAAAAAGAAAAGAAAAAAAAAUCAACUUUGAGGGGCUGAAAGCCUGGUACGCUCAGUUUCUUUAGGUUACUGAUGAAAGUCCGGAUCUUGAGAGGUAAGGAGCAAACGGCAUGUUCAGGAGAUACGAUGCAGGUUUGCAAACCUAAUCAAAGACAAGCAAAUGCAGGGGAAUCUGCCGUCACUUUGCAGGUUUCUUGUUCUUUUGAAAGGAGACAAAGUCUUACAGAUAUGUGGACCUUGAAGUAUCGAAUUAUCUGGAAGGCAUUAUCAUCAGAAGUUUAUCAAAGUUACGAAUCUUAACAACAGCAUAACUGCAAAUAUCCACCAGGAAACGGCGAGGGGGGUGGGGGGUGUUGUCACCCUUUUCUGCUUCUCUUCCUACAAAUAAAGUCGUUAUUCUCUGUGCUUAAGCUCUGAUUCCGACAUAUUCCUGAUCUAACAUGUAUAUCAGAUUUCUGCUUACUUUUCAAACACGGUAACACUCAUGUUGCUUUUUUUACUCCCAGACUAACAAAAAUCAAAGGCAUGCAUUCGGCCUCUUUUGACCUCUGUUUGCCUUUGAUUCGUUGUUUUUCCUCAUUUGUUUUCAGAAUUGAUUGAUUAGGACUUGAAAUGGUGACCUGACCAGCUGCACUAUCUCUGACGUGAUAACUGCAUGAGUGGAUUGAGACCACUUUGUAAGACCACUGCAUUUUAUUUAUUUAUUUUAGAAAAGCUACUCAACAAAGUAAUAGCGCAUAUAACCAAUGACUGAUAAAAGGGCAAUCGGUAAUCAGGGCGUAGUUUUCUGUCCUGUGGACUGCAAAGGAAAUUCCAGGCAUCAGCACAAUCAUAUCUUGGGGAGAUAAAGGAGGUCACAUAUAAAAGAAAUAUAUAGUUUUAAGGGGAUGACGGAUCCUCUCAACACACCUGUGAGGCAGAGACCUACGAAGACGUGAGUGUUCAGCUUUCUACAUCUCACUCUCUGACGCGUUCUGUUGUGGCGUUCUCAGGAAACUGGACUUUUACUUGCUUUUUUCUGUAGGUUCACCCCACAUUUUUCCAGUGAAAAAGGAACACCAUGCUCUGAAAGCAGUGAUGUUUCUUGAUAGGGAGAGCUGACCUGGCAAUCAUUUACUGACACAUCCCCUGAUCUGCUCUUCCAGUCCUUCUCCUCUCCCCUCGAUCUUUCACAAAUUUGCUCUGCCCGUCUCCACAACAUCAACCUGCUCUCUUCCGCCUGUGGGCUCUUACAUAAUCCCCUCGCUAUUCUGAUCCGAACCCCAGGCAGAAGCAUGCCGUGCGGUGUGGUCAAGUCCUUUCUGGUGAGUCUUUCUCGCAGGAAGCCCAUCGAGCCCGAUGGGGAAGAGUCCACCUUUAACCGAUGCCUGACCACCCUGGACCUGAUCGCCCUGGGCGUGGGCAGCACCCUGGGAGCCGGGGUCUAUGUGCUCUCGGGAGAGGUGGCCAGAGACACCGCAGGACCCAGUAUUAUCAUCUCCUUCUUCAUCGCUGCCUUGGCGUCUAUAUUUGCCGGACUUUGCUACGCGGAGUUUGGAUCCAGGGUUCCCAAAACGGGCUCGGCUUACCUUUACAGCUAUGUGACGGUUGGUGAGCUGCUGGCUUUUAUCACCGGCUGGAAUCUGCUGCUCUCCUAUGUCAUAGGAACAUCAAGCGUUGCUCUGGCGUGGAGCGGGACCUUCGAUGACCUGAUUGGGGGGGUCAUAUCCAGGUACUUCGAGAAAAAUGCAGCCAUGGGCCUUCCUGGACUGGCGCCUUACCCAGAUGUCUUUGCAGCUGGUCUCAUCUUGCUGCUCUCGGGCAUUCUGGCGUUUGGGGUGAAAGAGUCAACGACCAUCAACAAGAUCUUCACGGCGAUUAACAUCUUAGUGCUGCUGUUUGUGAUCAUCUCUGGGUUUAUCAAAGGGAACCUCGCCAACUGGCAGAUCAGCGAAGAGGAUCUGAUAAACGCCACAACACAAUUCAACAACCUGAGCGACACCCUCAACGUAACGAGCAAAUACGGAGUCGGGGGAUUUUUUCCUUAUGGCUUCAGCGGCACUUUGGCAGGAGCUGCAACGUGUUUCUACGCCUUCGUCGGAUUUGACUGCAUCGCUACGACAGGUGAGGAGGUGAAGAACCCUCAGAAAUCUGUCCCUGUGGGCAUUGUGGCUUCUCUCCUGAUAUGCUUCCUGGCCUACUUUGCGGUGUCUGCCGCCCUCACCCUGAUGAUGCCCUACUACAUGCUCAACGAGAAGAGCCCUCUGCCAGUGGCCUUCGAAUACGUUGGCUGGGGACCCGCCAAAUACGCCGUGGCUGUGGGAUCGCUGUGUGCCCUGUCCACCAGCCUGCUGGGCUCCAUGUUCCCGAUGCCUCGGGUUCUCUUCGCCAUGGCAAGAGACGGCCUGCUUUUCCAGCCUUUGACCAAAGUCACUGCCAAGGGCAGUCCCGCCAUAGCCACCAUAUCGUCCGGAGUCGUGGCAGCCAUUAUGGGUCUCCUGUUUGACCUGGAAGCCCUGGUGGAAAUGAUGUCCAUUGGUACUCUGUUUGCCUACACACUUGUGGCAAUAUGCAUCCUGAUACUGAGGUACCAGGCAGCCCCAUCUGAAGACACGGACCUGCAGGUCAAAGAACCAAACCCCAAGUUUCGGUUCCUGAAGCCUCCCUCGUCUCCCAACUCUGUCACAGCACGAAGAGUCACAAUCCUAACUAUAAGUUCUGUUGUGUGUGUGGUUGCACUGUGCGUCACCUUGACUCAGGCCAUAGACGCUCUGGUAAACGUAGAGGCAUGGAGCGUGGUGCUCGUUUGCAUCUUCUCCUUCCUCCUGCUUCUCAUUAUAAUCUUCAUCUGGAUCCAACCACAGAAUCCCACAAAGGCAACUUUUAUGGUGCCAUUUCUGCCAGCUCUACCUGUAGUGAGCACGCUCAUCAACGUCUACCUGAUGGUGCAGUUGGGUUCAGCCACAUGGCUGCGAUACGCUAUCUGGAUGUUAGUGGGGUUAGUUAUCUAUUUUGGCUACGGAGUCCGCAACAGCGUUCAGAGGAAGCGACUCAGGACCGACCGGACCAACGUCGAAACAGUCAGCAGCAAAACAGACACGCACGUAAUUAGAGAGGAGAAGUUUUGAGCCCCAAAGGGGGUGUGAAGACGAGAUACACUGAGAUGUUACAUAGAGUAACUACGUAAAAACUGUGUAACUAAAUUAUUCUACACGCAUCAAUUAGUAUCUACUUUUGUGGGUUUUAUUGACCAAAAGUGCCAGUAAGCAGGUUUUGCAGAACAUUUGGAAAGAAAUGACCAAAUAGGGGGAGAAUUUAUUUUUUUUUUUUCCUUAUCUGAAACUGAGUUACAUCUUCCCAGUCAGAUAUUUGUGCUGUGUAACACAUCACUGCAUAAUCAGCAUGUUUAGGUUCAGAGAAAUUUACUGUACUUCCUAAAAGGCGUUGGAGAGAAACAAAUAUUUUAAAGUAAAAUAAAUUAUUUAACAUAUUUGUGUAUUUAUGUUGCCUCUCACACUGUUGUUAUGAAAUAAAAAGACUAAUAAACAAAAUAAUUCUUAUUUUGUAACAUUUUGAUACAUUAAAUUGAAGAAUAUUGUAUUUACCUUUAAAAUUGUUGCCAUUUUGUAAUAGCGAUAAUGAUUUUAAGCUGCAUGUUUUUUCUUUCUUUUUUUUUUUGCUUUUUGGCACAAGCAGUUGUGCUUUAUACAAUAUACCAUUUUGUGUAACAUCAUAUUUGGUUCGUCCUUUUUUGUUGUUUAAACAUAACUUUGCUAAAAAUUGCAUAGGGUUUUUACAUGUAAAUAUGAACAUUUUGCACAUUUGCUCAAAUUCUGUAAAUGUAUUCCUUAAUUUAAAAAGGAGAAAAACAACAUUUAAUUGUAACCUGGAGUUACUUUUGUCGCAGGUUGACUGAAAGUGAAAUAAAAUGAUAAAUAUCACCA